Molecule: messenger RNA, 3888 nt
Organism: Siniperca chuatsi (mandarin fish)
Lineage: Eukaryota; Metazoa; Chordata; Actinopteri; Centrarchiformes; Sinipercidae
Gene: elapor2a
Product: endosome-lysosome associated apoptosis and autophagy regulator family member 2a
Exons: 22
Coding region: 211-3207 (998 amino acids)
Biological process (GO): positive regulation of BMP signaling pathway
Source: RefSeq, a predicted model, not a curated record
UUAUUCUGUCCAUCUUGAUUCUGAUGAGGCAGCCUUGGAGCGCACGGUCUGAGGGUAAUCGCAGGUGGUUAGGGUUACAAUCUGCCGAAAGAGGCGACAGAAGCAGGUGUCGAUUUGUAUCUACCCAAUCUUUAAUCUGGCUCAGGUUUAUGAUAGAAUUAUCUCUCCUGGAUCGAGUUUUUUUUCACCCCCCCCUGUUGAUGAUCCACAAUGCGGUCCUCGGCUUGGUUCGUCGCCAAUUGCGCUCUCAUCCUCUGCACGCUGAUUGACGGGGCCAAAGGACAGCGGCAGUGUAGUGAGACGGACUACUACUAUGAGUACACAGAGUGUGACAGCACAGGAUCUCGGUGGAGAGUGGCCAUCCCGCAGAGCCCUGGGGCCUGCACUGGACUACCGGAGCCAAUACGCGGCACAGAGUGCACCUUCUCAUGCAAGGCUGGGGAGUUCCUGGAGAUGUCGGCUCAGGAGUGUACCCAGUGUGCAGCGGGAAGCUACUCCCUCGGCAGUGGUAUCCGCUUCGACCAAUGGGAUUCCAUACCUGCUGGAUUUAGUAGCCUGGCAACAUCCUUGGAAAACAGUCCCCGCGGAGACGACAGGCUCAUCUGCAACAGUUCUUCCUGGGUGCCUCAAGGAAACUACCUGGAGUCCAACAGGGAUGAAUGUACGGUCUCUCUCAUCUAUGCUGUGCAUCUGAAGAAACAGGGCUCUGUCAGCUUUGAGUACCAGUAUCCAGACAACAACCUGCUGUUUGAGUUCUUUAUCCAGAAUGACCAGUGUCAGGAGAUGGAUCAGUCUGCUGAUACAAAGUGGCUCAAGCUCACCAAUCAUGGUGAUUGGGCAACCCACACGGUGAACCUGAAAUCUGGCACCAACAUCCUGUACUGGAGGACCGGUGGGGUCUUGAUGGGGACCAAAGUGGUGAAGCCUGUUUUACUGAAAAAUGUUCAAAUAGAAGGAGUCGCUUACACAUCAGAGUGUUUCCCAUGUAAGCCGGGGACGUUCAGCCGUGUCCCAGGCUCCUCCACGUGUGAUCCCUGUCCUCGGGAUACCUACUCUGGCCACGGUGCCAGCUCCUGCACCUCCUGUAACACUACCACUCAGUAUGCAGCUGAGGGAUCUGCUGUGUGUAAGGACAGACCUCCAUGUUCCAGGAAGGACUAUUUCCAGAUCCACACGGCAUGUGACCACGAAGGCAAGACGCAGGUCAUAUAUAAGUGGAUGGAACCUAAGAUCUGUCUGGAGGGUGUGACUGGAGCUGAGUCGUUGCCUCCAAGUGGAGAACGAGAGCCCUGCCCCCCCUGUAACCCCGGUUUCUAUAACAAUGACACGGCCACCUGCUCACCAUGCCCACCUGGGACGUAUUCUGAUGGGAUGAAAUCGUGUAGUCGGUGUCCGGCAGGCACUGAGCCCACCUUGGGUUACGAGUAUAAAUGGUGGAAUAUUCUUCCUGCAAACAUGAAGACCUCCUGUUUCAAUGUGGGCAACUCUAAAUGCGACAAUAUGAAUGGCUGGGAGGUGGCAGGUGAUCAUAUCCAGAGUGGAGCAGGAAGCUCGGAUAAUGAUUAUCUCAUCCUCAACAUCCAUGUUCCUGGCUUCAAGCUCCCUACGUCUAUGUCAGGCCAUUCUGGGACCGAGUUUGGUCGCAUCACAUUUGUAUUUGAAACUUUGUGCACAGCUGACUGCGAGCUCUACUUCAUGAUGGAUGUAAACAGGAAGAGCACUACUGUGGUGGAGUCAUGGGAGAGAACGAAAACGAGACAGUCCUACACACACAUCAUGACAAAGAAUGCCUCGGUUUCCUACACAUGGGCUUUCCAGAGGACUAACCAACCUUCAGAUGUACGUAGGAAUGUCAACGACGUGGCGCGAAUCUACUCCAUCUCAGUGACCAACGCUGUUGAUGGGGUGUCCUCUGGGUGCCGGGCCUGUGCCCUCAGCACCCAACCCUCCAGCUCUGCGUGUGUGCCGUGCCCACCUGGACAUUACAUAGACAAGCACACCAGCCAGUGCACAGAGUGUCCACGUAACACAUACCUCGUCUCUCACUCCACACCGGGCCCAGACGCCUGCAAACCCUGUGGACCAGCCAGCAAGAGCAACAAGGACCACAGUUUGUGUUACAGUGACUGUCACUUCACCCACACAGAGGGCAAUGUCACUCUGACUUAUGACUUCAGCCUCCUUGGGUCUGUGGGAUCACUGAUGAACGAUCCGAGCUUCACCUCCAAAGGAACCAAGUACUUCCACCAGUUUAAUAUCAGCCUGUGCGGAGGACAGGGUCCGUUGGCAGUAUGCACAGACAAUGUAACAGACCUAUCCAUCACCGACUCCCAGAGAGAGAGAGGCGAAGCAGCCAACACUGUCAAGACCUUCAUCUGUCAGUCAACAAUAAUCCCCGCCAACGGACGAGGCUUCCACACAGCGCUCUCCUCUCAGUCCAUUAACCUUGCGGACACAUUCCUUGGAGCGACGGUAGAUAAUACACUUGAUGGAAUAAGGGCGAGACCGGAGCUGUACCCUCGGACCUCCAAGAAAGUCCCUGAUGUCAACUUCUACUACAGGUCCUUGGAGGUGACUUCAUCUUGUGAGUCAGGUCGGAACGCAGUGGUGACACUUCGCUGUAACCCAGAGAAGAGCACUAAAGGAGAGCGCUCAGUUCCCAGUCAGUGCCCUGCAGGAACAUGCGAUGGCUGCACCUUUCAUUUCUUGUGGGAGAGCUCAGGAGCUUGUCCCACAUGCACAGAGAGAGACUACCAUCAGAUAGAGGGAGCUUGCAAGGGAGGACACCAGGACCUGCUGUAUUUGUGGACUGAGCCGAAGCUGUGUAUGGGAGGCAUGACCUUGCCUGAAAAGAAAACGUUGCCAUGUGAGGGUAUGGAAUUCUGGGUACGGCUCGGUGGAGGGCUGGGAGCUUUCACUGCAGUGCUGCUUGUCUCCUUAACCUGCUAUUUCUGGAAGAAGAACAAAAGGUUGGAGUUCAAGUACUCCCGGCUGGUGAUGUCUGCUAAUAAGGAGUGUGAGAUGCCAGGAGCUGACAGCUGCGCUGUGAUGGAGGGAGACAACGAGGGAGACAUGGAGGAUGAAAUUGUGUACACAAAACCUUCUCUACUUGGUAAACUCAAAGCCAUAGCAUCCAAGGGAAACGGAGAGAAGUAUGAACAUGUGCAGUUAAACUCAUCUCAUUCGAAAGCGUUGGUAUGGAGCUAGAGGCGGUGUUAAAGUGAGUGGGAGUGAGGGGAGAGAUCGGACCCUCAAGAGACUUUCCACUGCACAACCCCUUUAACCAACCACCCCGAUUAUGAGCUGUGGUACCUGGAAUACCAACUGUGUGUACAUACACGCAUAUAUACACACACACACACACACACACACACACACACACACACACACACACACACAUCAUGCACCUAGAGCCAGGUUCAGAGAAGUCACACGAACAUGGUGGCCUUAAAGCUUGGUACGACAGAGCCUAGUACUGUGAAGCAGGUGUGUGUGUUAGACACGUCCUGGUAAUUCUGAUUCAAACUGAUGUCAGAAAGGCUGUUCGUAGAGCUCAGGGUAAGACAAGGACCUAUUUGAUUUAUUUUUUGUUUAUAUUAAUUUCAGUCUGUGUAGUGUCUAAUAUUUCUUUAGACAGCUGUGGUGUAAUUUGCCAUCAGGAUCACCAUAGUAAGUGUGUGUCCAUCUCCCAUAGACGUCUACACAGACUGGUAUAUUCUGGCCAUAUAAAGCUUCUCAUCUGUUUGUUCUGUUGCUUAGUUAAAAUUAUUGUAAUGAGGGGAAGUGUUCUGCUGACCAAUUGCAAAUGAAGAUGUCAUAUUAUGCGGAUGAGGUUGUGGUGUUGACUGUCCAUGUAUGUCAAAUAAAUUAUGAUGUAUUUAUGUAUAA